UGCGUCGCAGAGGUAAACAGAAGCUGCUUGAGGUCGGCUACGUUGUGCGACACGCUGCGCUCUGAGCGUUUCUUCUGGGGUUUUACGGUGGCCCUGUGCUCUGUAGCCGCUGUGCACGUGCGCGUGAAGCUGACAGGACACGCGGGAUUCACUCCAAUUCAUUCACCAUGGUGUCGUACAAGCGCCUGAAUCCAGAAGAUGUCCAUUUUUCCACCUCGGUUUUGUCCGAGGAGCGUCGUCCAACUCCAGAGGAACUUCCUGUCCUGGAGCCUGAAGGGGCCUCGCUGCUCCCUCGCCAGCUGCCAUGCUCGGUCACCACAGGCCUGCUGGUGAUCGGCUGCCUGCUGCUGCUCCUCUGCGGCGGCUGGCUGCUGGGCACCAUGUUCUGGCUUCACGGGCCGUCCAGCCAGCAGCCGCACAGGCCUCCGCCGCCGGUUCCCGGACGAGCGGCGAACUCCACAGCGCAAACGCCCGUCAACGACUCUGCGGCCGCCUCCCGCAGGGAGGCCUGCGGCAGGACCCCCGAGGCGUGGAGGUUCGACUGCUACCCCGAGCGAACGGUGGUGGUGACCCGAGAGCUCUGCGAGGCGAGGAACUGCUGCUUCAUCCCCGCCGCCGCUCCGCCCGCCUCCAAGAAGCGCCACCAGAACGGGAUCCCGUGGUGCUUCUAUCCCGCUGACUUUCCCUCGUACUCUCUGGCCUCGCUGGACAAAACGCUGCUGGGGCAGAAAGGGAGUCUUGUGAAGGAGGUGAAGACCUAUUACCCCGGAGACAUCCUCACGGUGGAGGUGGAGACUCGCUAUGAGACAGACUCACGGCUGCACGUCAGGAUAACCGACCCAUCCAGUUCCCGCUUUGAGGUCCCCAUCCCGGUCCCCGCCGCCACCAAGAAGGCUGAAAACCCCGACUACGCCGUGGAGUUUUCCAAGCAGCCGUUCGGCCUCAUCGUGACACGGCGCUCUACGGGAACAGUGAUCCUGAACACCACCGUGGCUCCUCUCUUCUACGCCGACCAGUUCCUGCAGUUCUCCACCUCGCUGCCCUCGCCGUUCAUCUACGGCCUGGGCGAGCACCGCUCCACCUUCCUGCACGACGUCCAGUGGAACACGCUCACCAUGUGGGCGCGAGACGUGCCCCCCAUGGAAGAGACGAACCUGUACGGGGUUCACCCGUUCUACCUGAGCAUGGAGGAGGGAGGAACUGCUCACGGCUUCUUCCUGCUGAACAGCAACGCCAUGGACGUGGCCCUGCAGCCCGCCCCGGCGCUCACCUGGCGCACCAUCGGGGGGAUUCUGGACUUUUACGUCUUCGUCGGUCCCGAUCCUGGUUCAGUGAUCCAACAGUACCUGGAGGUUAUCGGAAACCCCGCCAUGCCCAUCUACUGGGCUCUGGGCUACCAUCUGUGUCGCUGGGGCUACAACACCAGCAACUCCACCUGGGAGGUUGUGAAGAGCUUGAGGAAUUCUGGGAUACCUCAGGAUGCUCAGUGGAACGACAUCGACUACAUGGAGCAUUUUAUGGACUUCACCUUUGAUUCUGCAAAGUUUGGAACGCUGCCCGACAUGGUCCAGGACCUGCACGCUCACGGCCAGCGCUACGUCAUGAUCCUGGAUCCGGGCAUCAGCAGCACACAGCCUGAAGGAUCAUACUGGCCGUUUGACGAAGGACUGAAGCGAGGGGUUUUUAUUAAAGACGCAGAGGGAAAAACACUGAUUGGAAAGGUGUGGCCCGGCCUGACGGCGUACCCCGACUUCUCGGACGAGGUGACUCACGAGUGGUGGUACGACAACCUGCGGCGCUUCCACGACAAGGUGCCGUUCGACGGGCUGUGGAUCGACAUGAACGAACCGUCCAACUUCCUCGAUGGCUCCACUAACGGCUGUCCGGAAAACAGCAUCGAACAUCCUCCGUACACUCCGGGCGUUUUGGGAGAUUUGCUGCGAGCCAAAACCGUGUGUGCCACGGCGCAGCAGAAACUCUCCCUUCAUUAUAAUGUUCAUAGUCUCUACGGACUCAUGGAGGCUCAGGCUUCUGCAAGCGCUCUGAAGCGGAUUGUGGCGAAGAGGCCUUUCGUGAUCUCUCGCUCCACCUUCCCCAGUCAGGGGAUGUACUCCGGCCACUGGCUGGGAGAUAACAGGAGCCAGUGGAAGGACCUUUACACCUCCAUCGCAGGCAUCCUGACCUUUAACCUUCUGGGCAUCCCGUUGGUGGGAGCGGACAUCUGCGGCUUCAGCGAGGAGCCGCAGGAGGAGCUGUGCGUCCGCUGGACGCAGCUGGGCGCUUUUUAUCCCUUCACACGGAACCACAACGCCAUCGACAUGCAGCCUCAAGACCCGACGGCCUUCAGCCCGCUGGCCCGGACGGCCAUGAAACAGGCUCUGCUGCUGCGGUAUUCCCUCUUCCCCGUCCUCUACACGCUCUUUCAUCACGCACACCUCCACGGACACACUGUAGCGCGACCGCUCAUGUUUGAAUUUCCAAAGGACGUCCAAACUUAUGCGAUCGACAAGCAGUUCCUCUGGGGGAAGAGUUUACUGGUGACGCCGGUUGUGGAUCCUGGAGUGGACCAGGUGGUCGGGUACUUCCCGGAGAGUCUGUGGUACGACUUCUACACGGGCGAUUCUGUGAGGAGUAAAGGGGAGAAGCUACAACUCGCAGCUCCUCUGGAUAAGAUCAACCUGCAUUUGCGUGAGGGUUCGGUUAUAGCAACACAGACUCCCAACCUGACGCUGUGGGUCAGCAGCGGUCAGCCCCUCCACCUGCUGUCGGCUCUGUCCGACGACGGCUCGGCCGGCGGCGAUCUGUUCUGGGACGAUGGGGAGAGCAUCGACACCUACGAGAGCGAGCAGUACGCCUACAUCGUCUUCAACGUGGCUCAGAAGGUCAUGACCUCUCAGGUGCUCCAUAACCACACGGAGGCCACGUUCAUCCCGGUGGCGUCGGCCUCCUUCUACGGCGUGAAGGAGAAGCCGAGCCAGGUGCUGGUGAACUCCCAGGACGCAACGUUCAACUACAGCGACAACCAGGUUUUGACUGUUGCAGAUCUCGGUUUGAAGCUCAGUGAGAACUUCACCAUCAGCUGGAGCUAAAACUCUCCGUCCUCACUUCUGUUUCCUGCUGAAACGAGAGACGAGUGCAGUCAGGAUGGAAACGCUUCUCAUCGUUUGGACUCUUUGCUCCACGGCGCCGGCGAGGAGACUGGAGUUGGACUUCCUGGAGAACAGAGAGGAGAAGUCGGGACACUGGGACGCAUGCUCACAGAUUCCGACCGAGCUCAGCUUGACCCUUAGGACUUUUAUUCUAAUCUUUGAUUCAAUCCAUCCAGAAAGAUGAGGUGCAAUAAAUGAAUGAGAGGACGAUGUAGAAUCUGGAGGCAGUUCAAGUUUUUUCUUUGGUUUUGUUUUUUCCAUGCUUGAAAGUUGUUUACAGUGUAUUUUGCACUUUUUGGAUGUAGACAGAGGUGCCUUACGAUUCCUUUCUUGCGUGUUUGUGAGCAGAUUUUAGAUUUUUUUUUUUCUUCUUCGUCUGUGUUCAGCUUUAAAUCCGGCAUGUUUCCAUGUCCGCAGACGGCGGUACUGAUGUGCAUGAGGCGUGCUGAAACUGCAAAGCUAAAUGUUGUUCUAUCCUUUUAACUGUGGUGUUUUUAAGUUUGGAAUCUUAACACAGAUGCUGUAAAAUGCUUCUCCGAAUUUUUAGGGCUUUUUUUUUUUUUGCUUUUUAAAAAAAGACUGAAUACCAGCUGGGACAAAUCUGCACCUUAGCCACAUCUGAGAAGCAGCUCGCUGUGAAUUAACGCCGCAAAACUGUGCAAAAUGGCCGAUUGUAUUAAGUAAACUGUGAAACCAAAAAUGAGAAGUAUUUUGUGACGCUCUGCGUUUUCAUUUUUUGUAAAUGCUGAAAUAUAAUUAAAUGAAACAACUAGAAGUC
Messenger RNA from Salarias fasciatus (jewelled blenny), 3927 nucleotides. It is a transcript of the gene gaa2, whose product is annotated as alpha glucosidase 2. Bases 168 to 3089 code for a protein of 973 amino acids. Gene Ontology annotation, biological process: carbohydrate metabolic process. The transcript has 21 exons. Lineage: Eukaryota; Metazoa; Chordata; Actinopteri; Blenniiformes; Blenniidae. The record is from RefSeq and is a predicted model, not a curated record. Gene Ontology annotation, molecular function: carbohydrate binding; alpha-1,4-glucosidase activity.